GGCCGGGUGAACUUUACUUUACUCCCAACGAUCUAAAGAUGCUUGGAAGUAACUUUAUGUAUGUAAUGUAGAUGGUUCUUCAUGGUCAAAUUUGGGCGCCAGGUACUAAUUGUACCCUAUACUUGAAGCCAUGACUGAGUUUGGGUCCUCACAGCGAUGGUCCAUGGUCCUGGACGCCCCUUUAAAACCCCCAGUGCCUUUAAAGAUCCCUUCUUCAGCUGGCCAUCUCCUGUCUCACCUCCCUACCUUAUACUUCACCUCGAUUGACGCUCCCACCAAGAUACCAAGAUACCACGAACCCGAACCCGAAGCAAGAAGCAGAAACACCAUUGUCAACCAGAACCCCGAACAAAACAUUCUACAAAAUGGGCUUCAUUCUUUACGUGAUCGAAAUCUUCGACAUUGCGCACAUGGACCUUUACAACCAAGUUGCCACCAUUUUCCCCUUCUGGAUCGCCCUCCCCUUGUCGACGUAUCUCUUCCUCCUGUUGAUCGUUUUCAUGUGGAAUUUCAACGACAUCUGCAUCAAUGCCGCCUCUCGAAAAAUCUCAGGCUGGCUGCGCAAGAGGAGGGCGAAUGGAACACGUCAAACUGUUGGGCAGGACCUCGAGAAGGGCCUAUGCGCCGGGGGAGGACCAGAGAGCACGUCACGCUUGCAGCCCCAUACUGUGAAGGACGGGAUACGAGAGAAGGUCGGCGCAUAAGCUGUCCAAUAUCGAGGAGCGGGAGCCCAUGAGAGCGGGGUGGACAUUGAGAAGAAUGGGCUUUCCAGACAAAUGUUAAUUCAAGCACCUGAAUCGAAAGCAUUGAGUCUUGGUUGUUAGAAUCCUAGCACUUUCUUUCUUUUUUUCUUCUUUUUUUUUUCUUCUUUUUUUUUCUUCUUGUUUAAAAAACCCCCAUCUCGAUACGUAGUCUUGGUGCAAGUUGGCUCCCUCUCGGAUCAGCAUGGAAUACCUGCAGCCAGGAGACGCCCUCCAGGCUCCAGGCGAGGCUCUCGACUCAUGUUGAAGGUGGCGUUUGCUGCGCAAGUCACACAUCAAGCCAUGAGUUGAAAAAUG
Molecule: messenger RNA, 1058 nt
Organism: Sodiomyces alkalinus F11
Lineage: Eukaryota; Fungi; Ascomycota; Sordariomycetes; Glomerellales; Plectosphaerellaceae
Exons: 1
Coding region: 131-736 (201 amino acids)
Source: RefSeq, a predicted model, not a curated record